Molecule: messenger RNA, 2165 nt
Organism: Lagenorhynchus albirostris (white-beaked dolphin)
Lineage: Eukaryota; Metazoa; Chordata; Mammalia; Artiodactyla; Delphinidae
Gene: GPR61
Product: G protein-coupled receptor 61
Exons: 2
Coding region: 93-1448 (451 amino acids)
Biological process (GO): G protein-coupled receptor signaling pathway
Cellular component (GO): plasma membrane; signaling receptor complex; endosome
Molecular function (GO): G protein-coupled receptor activity
Source: RefSeq, a predicted model, not a curated record
CCUGGGCCUGGGCUCGCCAUCCCAGGGUCACUGGACUAGGAUGGGGGAUGGGCCUGUGACAGGAGGUGCCCUGGGUGUCCUCUUUCGGCCCCAUGGAGUCCUCCCCCAUCCCCCCGUCAUCAGGGAACUCUUCCACUCUGGGGAGGGUCCCUCAAACCCCAGGUCCCUCUACUGCCAGUGGGGUCCCGGAGGUAGGGCUGCGGGACGUGGCUUCAGAAUCUGUGGCCCUCUUCUUCAUGCUCCUGCUGGACUUGACCGCUGUGGCUGGCAAUGCUGCUGUGAUGGCUGUUAUCGCCAAGACACCCGCCCUUCGAAAGUUUGUCUUUGUCUUCCACCUCUGCCUGGUGGACCUGCUGGCUGCCCUGACCCUCAUGCCCCUGGCCAUGCUCUCCAGCUCCGCCCUCUUUGACCGUGACCUCUUUGGGGAGGUUGCCUGCCGCCUCUACUUGUUCCUGAGCGUAUGCUUUGUUAGCCUGGCCAUUCUCUCGGUGUCGGCCAUCAACGUGGAGCGCUACUAUUAUGUGGUCCACCCCAUGCGCUACGAGGUGCGCAUGACGCUGGGGCUGGUGGCCUCUGUUCUGGUGGGUGUGUGGGUAAAGGCCUUGGCCAUGGCUUCUGUGCCGGUGUUGGGAAGGCUCUCCCUGGAGGAGGGAGCUCCCCGUGUUCCCCCAGGCUGCUCACUCCAAUGGAGCCACAGUGCCUACUGCCAGCUUUUUGUGGUGGUCUUUGCUGUCCUUUACUUCUUGUUGCCCCUGCUCCUCAUCCUAGUGGUCUACUGCAGCAUGUUCCGAGUAGCCCGAGUGGCUGCCAUGCAGCACGGACCGCUGCCCACGUGGAUGGAGAACCCCCGGCAACGCUCCGAGUCUCUCAGCAGCCGCUCCACCAUGGUCACCAGCUCGGGGGCCCCCCAGACCACCCCGCACCGGACGUUUGGGGGAGGGAAGGCAGCAGUGGUCCUCCUGGCUGUAGGGGGACAGUUCCUGCUCUGUUGGUUGCCCUACUUUUCUUUUCACCUCUACGUCGCCCUGAGUGCUCAGCCCAUUUUGACUGGGCAGGUCGAGAAUGUGGUGACCUGGAUUGGCUACUUCUGCUUCACUUCCAACCCUUUCUUCUAUGGAUGUCUCAAUCGGCAGAUCCGGGGGGAGCUGAGCAAGCAGUUUGUCUGCUUCUUCAAGCAGGCGCCGGAGGAGGAGCUGAGGCUGCCUAGCCGGGAGGGCUCCAUUGAGGAGAACUUCCUGCAGUUUCUUCAGGGCACUGGCUGUCCCACGGAGUCCUGGGUUUCCCGACCUGUACCCAGCCCCAAGCAGGAGCCGCCUGCUGUUGACUUUCGAAUCCCCGGCCAGAUAGCUGAGGAGACCUCUGAGUUCCUGGAGCAACAACUCACCAGCGACAUCAUCGUGUCGGACAGCUACCUCCGUCCUGCCCCCUCACCACGACUGGAGUCCUGAUGGGCUGCUGGACACUUGGAGGGAGAUGGGGCUGGGGGCCGGUUAGGACCGCAAGGAACUCCUUGUGGGAUCACCUUUUCCCAGCUAGCUGGGGCUGGGGGUCUCUGCACACAGCUUUCGCUUAGUGUUUUCUGGGUCAGGAACAGAGCCAACUGGAUGGAUAUGCGGCAAAAGCCUUGGACAUGGCUGUGAGCCUUGACAACCGGGGGAGGGAACCUGGUGAGAUGGUGACGAGAAUAAAGGGUCAAGAAGAGCUGGCCUCCCUGAUCUCUCUCCUCAUGGCAGUGACCCAUCGCCAGCCCUCUGGACAAUCGGGUACAAGAGACUAAGGUUGGGAAUGGGAAAGGUGGGGUUUCCAUGGUUCAUUAAAUGCCUCCCUACUCCCAUUCAUCGCUCUCAAAAUUAGCUUCAGUGACAAAGACUUAAAUCUCUCUCCUAUCUGCAGCCCUGGGUUGGAGAGGGGGCACGGUAGUUGGGCUCAGCUGUUCACUGAUUGAGACUGUAGGAACUGUGUUGGGUGGUCUUGGUGGUGGUAUAUUCAAGGGAGGGGGAAUAAUCGCAAACUGGACAGGACACCCAUCUAGGACUACCCGUCCGUCCACUUCCCUCAAUUCAAUCAGGUCACAUUAGAGAGUUGAGGCAGGACCACAUGGUGGUGUGAUCUGUAUUUGAACAAAUUCCUGGCUUGACUGAGCAUCAAAGAGGAAGAUGGCUUGG